GGCGCCACGUCGGGGGCGGGCCCGGCGAGCGCGGGAAGGCUCUGCGGAGCGGCCGGCAGUCCUCAGCCUUCUCGCGUCAUGGCCCUAUCGGUUCCCUGCUACUCACCCAGCUUCCGAAAGCCGCCCGAGGUAGUGCGGCUCCGACGGAAGAGGGCCCGGAGCCGUGGAGCUGCCGCCUCCCCGCCCCGUGAGCUGCCGGAGCCGGCGGCCCGCCGAGCCGCCCUGGCGGCGGGGCUGCACCUUCGCCCUUUCCCUGCCGCGGGGGGCAGAGGCGGUGGCGGCGGCCCGGCCGCUGCCCGGAGGAACCCUUUCGCCCGCCUGGACAACCGACCGCGGGUCGCCGCGGAGCCCCCCGACGGGCCGGCCCGCGAGCAGCCGGAGGCGCCGGGCCCGUUUUUAGAUUCUAAUCAAGAAAAUGAUUUGCUAUGGGAAGAGAAGUUCCCUGAAAGAACAACUGUUACUGAAUUACCCCAGACUUCACAUGUAUCGUUCUCCGAGUCUGAUAUUCCGUCCUCAGAAAAUACUGAGUUACCUGUGGACUGGAGUAUUAAAACCCGACUCCUUUUCACCUCUUCUCAACCCUUUACCUGGGCAGAUCAUUUGAAAGCACAGGAAGAAGCUCAAGGUCUUGUCCAGCAUUGUAGGGCAACAGAAGUUACUUUGCCUAAAAGUAUACAGGAUCCCAAACUCUCCACUGAGCUCCGUUGUGCCUUCCAGCAGAGCCUUAUCUAUUGGCUCCACCCUGCUUUGUCUUGGCUACCACUGUUCCCUCGUAUUGGAGCUGAUAGAAAAAUGGCUGGAAAGACAAGUCCUUGGUCAAAUGAUGCAACCCUGCAGCAUGUUUUAAUGAGUGACUGGUCCGUGAGCUUUACUUCUCUAUAUAAUUUGCUGAAGACAAAACUUUGCCCCUAUUUCUACGUUUGUACCUAUCAGUUUACUGUCCUCUUCCGAGCAGCAGGAUUAGCUGGAAGUGACUUAAUCACAGCUCUCAUAUCUCCUACAACUCGAGGUUUAAGAGAAGCUAUGAGAAAUGAAGGUAUUGAAUUUUCUCUGCCUUUAAUAAAAGAAAGCGGCUAUAAGAAGGAGACAGCAUCUGGAUCAAGCUUGGGAUAUGGGGAGGAGCAAGCCAUCAGUGAUGAGGACGAAGAGGAAAGUUUUUCCUGGCUGGAAGAGAUGGGUGUGCAAGAUAAAAUUAAAAAGCCAGACAUACUUUCUAUCAAGCUUCGUAAAGAGAAACAUGAAGUACAGAUGGAUCACAGACCUGAGUCUGUUGUGUUGGUAAAAGGAAUCAACACCUUUACAUUGCUCAAUUUUUUGAUUAACUGUAAGAGUUUAGUUGCUACCUCAGGUCCACAGGCAGGACUUCCUCCAACCCUCUUGUCCCCUGUUGCUUUCCGAGGUGCCACAAUGCAAAUACUUAAGGCACGAAGUGUAAAUGUGAAGACACAAGCUCUUUCUGGAUACAGAGACCAGUUUAGUUUGGAGAUUACAGGUCCUAUCAUGCCUCAUUCUCUGCAUUCACUGACCAUGCUGCUCAAAUCUUCACAGAGUGGGUCUUUCUCUGCAGUACUAUAUCCACACGAGCCAACUGCUGUAUUUAACAUCUGCCUGCCAGUGGACAAAGUACUUGAUAUGGAGGUUGUUCAUAAGGAGCUUACUAACUGUGGUUUGCACCCUAACACUCUGGAGCAACUUAGUCAAAUACCAUUACUUGGGAAAUCAUCUUUACGGAAUGUGGUGCUGAGAGACUACAUUUAUAAUUGGAGAUCCUGAACACCAAAGUAAGCCUAAAAGGAAUCUUUGAGGAAAAAAGCCUUCUAGCAAGGAAAUUCAAGAUUCUUGAAGUUGAAGGAAUAUACUGACAUGUUAUAAACAUAACUUUUAUUACAGUAGCAUCUAAGGUUUUAAAUCAGUGUUUUCUGCUUUUACUAUUUUCAGAUUAGAUUUUUAGAUACAAAGAUGAAAAACUCAGAUAACUCAAAUGAGCUAUCUGUAUCCCUACAACCUAAUUGUAUAUUGAGUAGAAACUGAAUUAAUGUUUCCUUGCAAAUGGGAAAUCACAUAGCAGUUACCUCAUGGCAUUGUGACUAAUGGCAUCAGGGCAAAAAUAUGUUACUUUACCAUUUACCUAAGACUGUUAGCAGGUUCUUGUUUCAUAAAGGUAGAAAAUAAAUAUAGAUAACAUCUACUGAGCUAGCUGAUUGGUGAUGCUUCUACCUUAAUAUCUUUCCUACUGAUUUAUAAUUCCUUUAUUUUCACAUAUACUAAAACUCUAAUGCAUGUUAAUUCAGAUAAAAAGGCAUUUUGUAUUCCACAUAGAAUAGUGUUAAGAAUUGUGAAGUACACACUGAGCUGUCAUGGCAAAGUAGUAUUUAAUGUGCUUAUAGGGUGUGGGGGUGUGUGUGUGUGUGUGUGUGUGUGUUGUGUGUGUUGGGAUUGUAUAAUUCACAUUUUUAAAAUAAAAGUGCUUAGAAAUCAAAAGCAUUGGGUAAAGAAAUAAUAGUAUCUAAGUAUUUGUUCACUUUAUAAUCCAGAAAAUAAAACACCACGUUUAUUCCA
Molecule: messenger RNA, 2559 nt
Organism: Macaca mulatta (Rhesus monkey)
Lineage: Eukaryota; Metazoa; Chordata; Mammalia; Primates; Cercopithecidae
Gene: DONSON
Product: DNA replication fork stabilization factor DONSON
Biological process (GO): nuclear DNA replication
Cellular component (GO): nucleus
Source: RefSeq, a predicted model, not a curated record